ACUUUCUUACACGAGAGGAUAGCCAAGCUUCUCUCUCUUUUCAUCUCACACCAAAUAUAUAUAUAUAUACAUACAAUAUAUAAAGCCCAUUUUAGAUGCAAAUUCCUUUCCUCAUACAUAUCUAGUCCUCUCUGUUUUGAUACAUAGCUUUCAUUUCUUCAUAUAUAAAUAUAUUACAUAUAAUCUAAUUGAGCAAACAGUAAUUGGAAAAGAAAAAAAAAAGAAAAGAAAAAAGAGGGCCUUUCGCCCUCUAAUCUUAUUAUGCCUCCCCUCAGAUCUUAGAUUUCCAUAAUUUCCCAUCUGGGUUCUCUUCAUUUGGUAAAUUUUCAUUGGAAUCCUAGGAUUGCGAGUCGAUCAGUAAUUGUUUAGUGAAGCCUCUGAUGUUUUUAGAUUGAAUCCUAGGACACCCAUUUUCAUAUCUAACAAAGAAGAGUAUCCCAGUUUCGUUUGAAUUAUCUUUUAAGUUUCAUGAGCAGAAUGGAAAUGGAACCUGGUAAGCUCUUUGUUGGUGGUAUAUCUUGGGACACAAAUGAAGACCGUCUUAGAGAGUAUUUCCAGGCUUUUGGAGACGUCAUGGAAGCGGUGAUUAUGAAGGAUCGAGCCACCGGUCGUGCCCGUGGAUUUGGUUUUAUUGUUUUUGCUGACCCUGCUGUUGCAGAGAAAGUUGUUAUAGAGAAACACGUGAUAGACGGUAGAAUUGUUGAAGCAAAAAAGGCAGUUCCUAGGGAUGACCAGAACAUCUUCAACAGAAGUAACAGCAGCAUUCACGGGUCACCUGGUCCUACUCGCACAAAAAAGAUAUUUGUAGGAGGUUUAGCAUCGACAGUAACUGAGAGUGACUUUAAGAGGUAUUUUGAUCAAUUUGGGAUAAUUACUGAUGUUGUAGUGAUGUAUGACCAUAACACACAGAGGCCUAGAGGAUUUGGGUUCAUUACUUAUGAUUCAGAGGAUGCAGUAGAUAAAGUGUUGUACAAAACCUUUCAUGAACUUAAUGGCAAGAUGGUUGAGGUUAAGCGAGCUGUCCCAAAGGAGUUAUCCCCAGGACCAAGUCGGGGCCAAUUAGGUGGUUUUAGCCAGGGUAUUGGUAGAGUUAGUAGCUUGCUUAAUGGAUACUCUCAGGGAUAUAAUCUCAACUCAAUUCCGUAUGGUAGAUUUAGUCCAGUUACUAUUGGUCGGAGUGGAUUUUCACCAUUCAGUAGUGGUUAUGCAAUGGGAAUGAAUCUUGAGACAGGGUUGAGUCCAAGCUAUGGAGUCAAUGCAAACCAUGGUUCUAACCUCAGCUAUGGACGGGUGGUGAGCCCCUCAUAUGGUGGAACCCCAAACCGAUACAAUGGAGCCACUGGGUAUGGUGGGGGAAAUGAAGGAAGUAGCUCCAUCCUAAGCACAAGUCGGAAUUUGUGGGGCAAUGGCAAUCUCAACUAUGCUGCAAACUCCACAAACUCAAAUGCUUUUCUAGGUUCGGGUGGUGGGAACACAGGAGUGAGCUCUUUUGGCAGCAUUGGAACACUUUGGGGCUCCUCGCCUAAUGCAAACCAAGGUGGAGGUGCUGGUUCUACCUAUAGCACUAGCAAUCUCAGCUAUGGUGGCAGAGAUGCCAGUUUUGUUGGGUCUGGCAGUUUAGGCUUUGGAAGAAAUGGUACAAAUGUAGCAGCAGCAGCAUCAUAUGCUGCAAAUGGUAGUUAUGAUGGCACUCGUGCAGACAUUUAUGAUGGUGGUUCACUUUAUGGGGAUGCCACUUGGAGAUCAUCACCAUCAGAGAUUGAAGGGUCUGGCUCAUUUGGAUUUGGACUUGGAAAUGGAGCUUCAGAUGUCAUGAGUAAAAAUUCUGGUUAUAUUGGGGGUUAUGGUGUUACCAACAGACAAUCUGCAAGAGGAAUUGCUGCCUAGGAAGUUUAUGGGAUGAAUGGUUAGAAGUUGUUGUAGAUGAAGUGUACUUGGUAAGCAGGUGGAGAGAUACUUGGUUUAUACUAAAACAUGAUUAGAGCUAAUUGGGGCGCCUGUCUCGAAGAUUACAGAGAGAAAUUUACAAAAAAAGGAUUUCUUAAAAGGUUUGAGAUUGAGUUUGAUACAAGGUUUCGUCUCUUGGAAUUUCAUUUGAGAUGAUGUAUAAUCAGAUUGAGGAGUAUACACAGAAUUAUUUGUAUCAUCAUGUGUCUCUGGUUAGAGAGAGCCACACACAUAAAAGGGAAGUUGUUUUAUUUCUUUCUUCUUUUACCAUAUUUCUCUGCUGUAACAUUCAGCAAUUUGUUUGUUCUUGUCAGUCAGGUAUGUUUUUUAUUUUUAUUUUUUCUAAAUUUUGUUCUUCCUGUUUUUGGGGGCAGAUUAUAUGAAAUGUAAUGUCUGAUUGUUUUUGUACUAGUGUGAUACGCUUAAGAAAACCAACUCACGCUUAGUUAAAUUCAUUUUCAAUAUCAAAUUUUUAUUUAGUUUUUA
Humulus lupulus (European hop) is the source of this 2433-nucleotide messenger RNA. RefSeq names its product heterogeneous nuclear ribonucleoprotein 1-like. The coding region runs from base 469 to 1887 and encodes 472 amino acids. Gene Ontology annotation, molecular function: RNA binding. The transcript is spliced from 5 exons. Lineage: Eukaryota; Viridiplantae; Streptophyta; Magnoliopsida; Rosales; Cannabaceae. The record is from RefSeq and is a predicted model, not a curated record.